UUUUGGCCAAAUAGUUUUUUUGUUAUUGAUUUUGGGAGAUUGUCAUGCAUGUGUGUAUUUCAUGGUAAUAAACAAUUUUCAUCAAUAGUUAAUUAGCUAUAAAUCAAGAAUGGACAGUUAUGUUAGAUUUGUAGCUAUACAAGUUUCAAGCUAGUUGCAAUUAGGAAUGGUAUCUCCUUCAUAAAAAAAUGAUAGACCUAUUGGGAAGGAAGUCUCAACUACCACAAAAGAAGAAGAAACUCAAAGAAGAAGAAGAACAUGGCCAAUACCUUCAAGGAAAUAACAACAGCAGCAAAGUCAUCUUUCUAUUUCUUGAUUUUUAGCUUCCAAUAUAUUCUCUCUUCUCAAGUCUCAUCUUCAAAUAAACAUUCACUCACAAAUCUCAAUAAUGGAAACUCCAAAUAGGUGUAAAUUUACAGUGAUCUUCUCCGUCAUUAUCUCCCUCACACUUGCCUUAGUUUCAUGCUUAUUAUGUAUAGCCUCUGAGAUUAAGAGGAACAAGAAGGAGGAUCUUAGAUUCAAUGGUAAACAAUGUUACUUACCAUCAAGCCAAGCAUUUGGAUUGGGGAUUGCAGCUUUGGUUUGUUUAAGUUUGGCUCAGAUCAUUGGCAACUGUGUAUUGUUCAAGAAUUAUUGUUCAGGAGGGAAAAGAAACUCACAUUAUAAGAUAACACUCAUUGCAAUGGUUCUGCUUUUGAUCUCUUGGCUUAGCUUUGGGAUUGCAAUGAUCUUAUUGAUAACUGCCACAAGCAUGAGUAAGAGGCAGCCUUAUAGGAUAGGUUGGUUGAAUGGUGAAUGCUACCUAGUCAAAAGGGGUGUUUAUGCCGGCUCAACCAUAUUGAUCCUAGUAACCGUAGGUUCGGUAAUUGGUUCGGUUUUGUUAACAAUAAAGGCCAAUCAAACAGAACAAGAUCGCAAAAUACAUGCACAAACAGGGUGAGGAAGAAUUGAUCAUCCAAUUAUUAUACUUAGAAAGAUGCGUUACAAGUUGCUGAGGUAAAAAUCCAAGUUUACAUUCCAAAGACAUGCUUCCAAAGAAAUACUAAUAUUAUAAUAAUAGUUGUUAUUCAUUAAAAAGGGUUGCCACAUCCAAUUAAGAUGAGUUAACAUGCUUGUACAAUGUCCUAAGGAAUAACUUUAUUUUUCUUCUUCUUACACUAAAGAGAAACUUAAUAUGUACACAUUCUCUUUGAGGUGGCCAUUGCCUCGUGUAGGAACCCAUUUAGGAUACCAUCUGCAUAGAUAGAUAAUUGGUUUGUAUAUCUUAUGUAUUUAUAUUCACCUGCUUAGUUGCAUUCAUUAUUGUUUUGUUUAAUAAAAUUGUACUUUACAAAUAA
This is a messenger RNA of Arachis duranensis, 1337 nucleotides long. Its product is annotated as protein MODIFYING WALL LIGNIN-2-like. Bases 389 to 940 code for a protein of 183 amino acids. Lineage: Eukaryota; Viridiplantae; Streptophyta; Magnoliopsida; Fabales; Fabaceae. The transcript is spliced from 3 exons. The record is from RefSeq and is a predicted model, not a curated record.